Clonostachys rhizophaga is the source of this 1431-nucleotide messenger RNA. The record is from the annotation of a GenBank genome assembly. Lineage: Eukaryota; Fungi; Ascomycota; Sordariomycetes; Hypocreales; Bionectriaceae.
AUGGCUUCGCAGGUCGUUUCUCAGGGUCGUCGACAGAUUGACUUGGAAGGUGUCGAGGUAUUUUCAGCUAGUGAUUCAUUUGGUAUCAUCCACAACCGGGACCAAAAGGACUCGGAGGAAGAUGCCAACUUUAGUGACCGGCAAGAAGCAGAGGCGACACAGUCAGAGGAGACUCUCCCAUCCCUAGAUCGCAGCGAAUCUCCGUCGACUGAUAGCCUGAGCACCCUCAAUUCGGAUAGAUUUGAUGAGAGCGUUUUUACGUUCCAGGAGGCUGAGGGGGAAGAGAAUGUCGAGUUUGAACGGGAUAGUGGGAGCGACGAUAUUCUACGCCUCAAACCUACGUUGAGACAGUGGGAGGAUUUCCCAUCUCUUUUAUCAUUUGCGCGUGCUCACAACGCGGAACUUGAUGGUUGCUUCAAGAUUGUCCUCCCAGAUGGUGCUCUUGAAGCAAUUCCCGAAAAGCCAGCUCAACUAGUUGACGCAAAUGCGUUUACGCCGCAAUUGCUCCGCCCCUCUCGCAUUUGGCGAGUAAACACUAAACCGACAACAGGCAAAUUUCCGUCUUCAUCUGAUAUUAAAGAAUCUAACUUCACCGGAAACGCCACAGAAGCCGCGAAGCGACUUUCAAAAAUCUUUUCUAAGAGCAGGAAUCGCCAAAUACGUGAUGUGCGGUACCGAGUUGAUGUUCCGGCUUGGAGCGCGGAACAGAGGCUUGCAGCUGGGGUGCCUGAGAAGAGCCCCCUUCACCCAUUGAAGGGUGACAAACUCGAUCUGACCAAGGCCAUCAUACCUGGUAUUCAUACACCUUAUGUUUACGAGUCCGGGCCUGCUUUUGGUGCUACCUUCCAGCUCCAUGCCGAAGAUUUCCGUCUAUCAUCUCUCAACCAUUUGUACAAAGGACGAAAAAUUUGGAUAAUCAUACCUUCGGCAGCAGUUGGCCUUGCCGAGGAACAGCUCGGCCGCAACGAAAGAUGCUCGCAGUUCAUGAGGCAUCGUGCCGAGUUUGUGUUUCCCGAAAAGCUGGAGCGCCUGGGCAUUCCGUUUCGGUUGAUUGACCAAAGCCCCGGCGAGACGAUUGUGAUUCUCCCAGAUGCAUAUCACGAGGGAUUUAGUACGGGAUAUACUUUGGCGGAAGCCAAGAAUUAUGCCGAGGAGACAUGGAGCACUGAAACAUACCAACCAUGUGACGCUACCUGUCAAUUGGCCACCGCUAUACCUGGCGAUUUCAUGAGAAUUAUCGAGGACGGCGAAGACCGGCUUGACUUAUGCUCAUCGUACGGUGAUGACUCUCCUGAUUCAAUGAAACGGGAGCUGGAUGAAGAAGAUAGCGCUCCCGAAGAACCCACGGAACAGCAAGAACAGCGACCGCGGAAAAGGAUCAAGUGGAUUAAAGGUGGUAUGUCUUCUAAUGCGUCCAAUUUGGACUUGUAG